GUGAGGGGACAGCGAUGAUCCUGCGAGCAAAAUGUCGGCCCUGCCGAGGCUCCGUGAGCGGGUCAGGGGCGGCCCGGAACGGCGGAGCCCCGGAACCCGCGAGCGGCUCCGCGGGGCCCGGGCGGUGCCUGCGCCGAGCGCACCGUCCCGGCGCCUUCCUGCGGCCGCCGCUCCCGCCCCGCUCCCGGCCUGGCCCGGCCCGGCCAUGCGGCCGCUCCUCAUCCUCCUCAUUCUCCUGCUGCCCCUCGGCCGCGCCGCCGCCCCCGGCCCGGCCAACAGCACGGAGGCGCCGCGGGCGGCCACGGGGAACGGGACGCGGCCGUCGCCGGAGACGCGGCGCCCGCCCGGGCCGGGGCUGCUGGCGGGGCCGGGGCUGCCGGUGCUGAGGCGGGCGGUGUAUGUGCUGAGCGCGCUGUCGGCGCUGGCCGCGCUCUAUUUCGUGCUGCGGGCGUUCCGGUUGAAGAAGCCCCAGAAGAAGUACGGGCUGCUCUCGAGCCACGACGAGAACAUCGAGCUGGGCUCCCUGGACAGCGACGAGGACACCGUGUUCGAGACGCGGAACCUGCGGCGGUGAGGGAGGGGUUGAUGACUCGGGACCAGCAGCACCACCUGCCUGGACUGACGGAGAGUCCAAGCCCAGUGGAAUCUCCAGUGCUCAAGUUUCACAUCUUGCUUACAGUGACUAUUAAUUAACGGUUCAAACCCUUCCAUGGCUGGGGCAGGGGAAAGGGGACCAAGCCUGUUUUCUUCACAUGCAUUUUUGGGGACAUUUCUGGGGAAAGGCGGAGCUGAGGUGUCUUGGGAGCUGCUCACUGCACGGGGAGAUGCUGAGGUGCUCCUGGAUGAUGCUCAGCACGUGCAAUGCGAGCUCUGGGCCGUGCCCAGGGUGUUGGUGUUUCAGGGUGCUCAUAUCUCUCUGUCUCAGCCCUAGGGGUCAGCUGGAAGCAUCAGAUGAGGGGAUUCCUUUUCCAGGCUGAUCCUCUUUCCUUCAUGCAAUAUCAGGUUACUUCUUUGGAAAGUGUCUCUGCAAUGAGCUCCAGCCCAGGAGGAGCUGGGAGAGCUCUGGGUGUCUGUGGGGGUGUGAUAGCUCAGACAGAACAGCUUUGGGAAUGAGUUAAAUGGGUUCAGUUUUGCAGGAUUAGCAGUUACAUGGAUAAUCUGGGUCAGUCUCGGGUUUACAGCCAUGUUUACAGAUGAGAGGGGCCACAACCCAAAGGGGUGUUUCUCCAGAAGAGCCACAUCCCUGUGGUCUGUGGGGCUGGGAGUGCCUGGACUGUUCUGCCCAGCCCCAGUCGUGUGGCACCAGGGACACGUGUGUGACACCAGGGACACGUGUGUGGCACCAGGGACACGUGUGUGGCACCAGGGACACGUGUGUGACAUCUGCCAGGGGCUGGACUUUGAGACACCUGGGGAAGAGCCAGGUGUGAGUUGGACCACCUGAACUGCAGGUGUGAGGAGUGUCCUGGAGCAGCUGAUGCCUGGAAAAAGGGGACCCCGACCCCUGUGACUGUGAUUCAGGACAGCCCUGAACUGUGAGUUAUCUCCUCUCAAGGGUGCUGGAGUUUCACUCCAUUGCUGGUACUCAACUGGGAUCUUUCCUGCAGCCCACUGUGUGGAUAUUUGGGAUCUGAUUGUGUAGGACCAAAGGUGAAUGUGUCAGGAGGUCGUUGUCAGGUGGAUCUGCUGCUAAAACUGAAAAUGCUUGCCAAGUGCUCGUGUCCAGGCCCUUCCUUGGAAACUUAAAUCCCAUUUGCACCCCAAGCUGGCAGUGCCUUUGUUUGGAGCAGCCAGGGGAGUUGCCCUGCGGGCAGGGAGGUCCCUGAGUCACCUUUAAGGUGAAUAUUGAGAAUGUCUUUGGAAUGUCUUUGGCUCCAUUCCUUUGGUUUGCACAUCCCCUGCGGAUCAGGGGGCAGGGCUGACACUGCAGGAGGGGACAGAGGGAAGUGUUGGGGUCUGGCUGGUGCUCCAGGAUCCCCUGAGGUGGAGGAGGGAGUGCUGGGAUCCUGGUGGGAUCCCUGGUGGGAUCCUGGUGGGAUCCUGGUGGGAUCCUGGUGGGAUCCUGUGCAAGGGGACGUGUUUUUCCGUGCGGGGCAGGGGAGGUUUCCUGGAGAAAUCCCACCCCCCUGGCAGCUCCAUCUCCCAUGUGCACAAAUGAUUUUAAAAUACACAGAUACACGUUUUUAAUCACUCUGCCAUGUGCUCUCAGCACUGGAUGGGCCCUGCUUUCCUGUUACACCUGAUCCAGGUGCUCCCUGCUCGUGGAGCUGCUGCAGAUGGAAGCAGGCAGAGGUUCCCUGUGGGAAUCACUGGGAUGGCUCAGUCUGGCCACAGCUUCCCUGUGGAUGAUGGGAGCUGUGUGAUCCAUGGUCAGGGAUCCCCUGAUCCUGCAGGGCUGCACGUGCUGCUAACUUCCCUGGCUCUUCAGUUCUCCUGGAAAGUUGUUCCUUGUGCUGAUGAGCCCAGAUGAGCCCAACUGUCCCAGUCCACUGCAACCAAUACAUUCCUGGGCCUUCCUUUACCUGAAGUGAUUAAACCUGAGCAUUCCUUGGGCUCCUCUCUUGCUGGACAGGUGGGGUCUGCAAUUCUCAAGUUUCCUCACCUUGCAGGAGCGGAGGAUUUGUUUGAUGUUGAAUGAUUUGGGUCAGAGGGAAGCUCAAGCAGGACCUCCAGACCGUCGCUGCUGUUUAAGCCAAAGCCAAAUUUAUGAAGUUUACACGAUCCCUCUCUGCUCUGGGAGGCUCUGUGGGUGCUCUGCUGUGGGUGUUGACCUGCCCAGCCCAGCUGGGGCCUCUGGGGUUAAUGGGAUUGAAGGGGAGCGGAGCGAGGUCGGCUCUGUCACUCACCACGUGCUCCUGUUGUGUUCCCGUGCCUGGAAUGGGAUCUGCAGCCCUGGGAGGUGCUGGGAGAGGGGCCUGUGGUGGGAGUGGGUGCCAUGGAGUCAAGAAACAGCCCCUGAGCACGUUGUUGUCUGAGCUCCACGAGGAGCAGCUCCUGUUUCACCCUCCCAUGGAAUCGCUGAUUUGUCUUUAAAUGCCACUGGCCCUGUAUCCAUUGAUGGUUUUCCUGUCAUUGCAGCAUCCCCUCCCUUGUACCUGGAACAAGUGGAAUAAAGCAUUCCAACCCACCCCUCCCUCCGUGGCGUGGGGCUGCUGUGGUGGGUUCAUGGA
Messenger RNA from Pseudopipra pipra, 3170 nucleotides. It is a transcript of the gene FAM174C, whose product is annotated as family with sequence similarity 174 member C. Gene Ontology annotation, cellular component: extracellular region. The record is from RefSeq and is a predicted model, not a curated record. The transcript is spliced from 3 exons. Lineage: Eukaryota; Metazoa; Chordata; Aves; Passeriformes; Pipridae. The coding region runs from base 32 to 574 and encodes 180 amino acids.